Molecule: messenger RNA, 648 nt
Organism: Malania oleifera
Lineage: Eukaryota; Viridiplantae; Streptophyta; Magnoliopsida; Santalales; Ximeniaceae
Exons: 3
Coding region: 1-648 (215 amino acids)
Biological process (GO): DNA integration
Molecular function (GO): nucleic acid binding
Source: RefSeq, a predicted model, not a curated record
AUGCCCUUCGGCUUAAAAAAUGCGGGGGCCACAUAUCAGAGGCUAGUGAACAAGAUUUUUAAAGAACAGCUCAGAAAGACAAUGGAAGCUUACGUGGACGAUAUGUUGGUGAAGAGCAUGGAAGCAGGGCAACAUUGUAAAGACCUGAGGGAAACGUUCGAGCUCCUCCGUCGGUACCACAUGAGGUUGAAUCCCUCGAAGUGCGUGUUCGGCGUUUCUGCAGCGAUAGUUACUGACCACGAGAAGCAGUUUGACAACGAGCGCUUCAAAAAGUUAUGUUCGGACCUAUCUAUUAAGCUUCUCUUUGCGUCAGUAGCGCACCCCCAGAGCAAUGGACAAGUAGAGAACAUGAAUCGGACGAUUCUGCACGGACUGAGGACUCGACUCGAAUCUAUGCAAGGUAGAUGGACAGAGGAGCUCCCUUCCCUUAUAUGGGCGUACCACACCACCAAAAAAGCAGCAACAGGGGAAACCCCGUUCAUUCUUGUUUUCGGCGCAGAAGCAGUCAUCCUAGUAGAGGUGGGCAUACCCUUUUGGCGAAGGAAAUACUUUAACGAGCAGACCAACAGUGAGGAGCUCAGGAGACUUAGUCCUGAGGAAGAGGCGAAACAACCCGUCCGAGCAGGGGUCGCACAAGUUAAAGCCUAA